Trematomus bernacchii (emerald rockcod) is the source of this 9432-nucleotide messenger RNA. RefSeq names its product calcium channel, voltage-dependent, N type, alpha 1B subunit, b (gene cacna1bb). Gene Ontology annotation, cellular component: neuronal cell body; voltage-gated calcium channel complex; membrane. Gene Ontology annotation, biological process: calcium ion import across plasma membrane; chemical synaptic transmission. The record is from RefSeq and is a predicted model, not a curated record. Gene Ontology annotation, molecular function: high voltage-gated calcium channel activity. NCBI's taxonomy places the organism in Eukaryota, Metazoa, Chordata, Actinopteri, Perciformes, Nototheniidae.
CAGACAUACAUGUACCGACCGUGUAGGGGUCAAAGAGUUGAUUUAUUCCACUCUUCAGUUGGACGUACCUCAGUAACCCUGGAGAGCAGUUAUGAAGAGAAGUCUUCCUCACAACUCGAGAUGGGCAGAGAGACGGUCAACUGUGGUUUAUGCGGUGCGCUCAGCCACGUUGGGCUCGUGGAGGAUGCUCACCCUGGGGGCAGAGUACGAGGACACCUGGGCUGUGUCACCUGACCGGAGGGCCGGCCCCUGUCUCCAGCGGGCAGAGGGAGAGCCGGGGCCUGUGGAGGGAGAGGACCCCUGCUCUGGAGACCCGGAGGGCCCGGUGUGGAGAGCGGACACGGUGCAGAAGUAUGACUCGGUGUUACACCUGGAGGACCAGAGCAGAGCGGGAAGAGGAGACGGUGUGCGUCAGAUAGUCCGGAAGCACGAGACGCUGAACAGCACACCAUGGCCUCGCGGGAUGCCUCGCUUCGCAGAAGAUCUGCCCACCCGCUAUGGAGGAGGCGCAGGCGGUGGAGGGAGAGGCGGACCGGGCGCCGGGAGAGGGGGAGCCCGGGGUGGCGGCGCUCCGGGCGGCCCGAGGGUGUACAAGCAGUCGAUGGCCCAGAGAGCCCGGACAAUGGCCAUAUACAACCCUAACCCAGUCAAACAAAACUGCUUCACUGUCAACCGCUCCCUCUUCAUCUUCCGCGAGGACAACCUCAUCAGGAAGUAUGCAAAGCGAAUAACAGAGUGGCCUCCAUUUGAGUACAUGAUCCUAGCUACAAUUAUCGCCAACUGCAUCGUCCUGGCCCUGGAGCAGCAUCUACCUGAACACGACAAGACGCCCAUGUCAGAACGCCUGGACGACACAGAGCCCUACUUUAUUGGAAUAUUCUGUUUCGAGGCCGCCAUUAAGAUCAUCGCCCUGGGCUUCGCGUUUCACAAAGGCUCCUACCUCCGCAACGGCUGGAAUGUAAUGGACUUCGUGGUCGUCCUCACGGGAAUCCUGGCCACGGUGGGUACAGACUUCGACCUGCGAACCCUGCGAGCAGUGAGAGUGCUGAGGCCCCUGAAACUGGUGUCAGGAAUCCCCAGUCUCCAGGUGGUGUUGAAGUCCAUAAUGAAAGCCAUGGUUCCUCUGCUUCAGAUCGGCCUGCUGCUUUUCUUCGCCAUCCUCAUGUUCGCCAUCAUCGGGGUGGAGUUUUACAUGGGAAAAUUCCACAGCACCUGCUUCAAAGAUGAUGAGAUAGUAGCAGACUGGCCUUGUGGCGUGGAGCCCCCGGCCAGGUUGUGUACGAAUGGGUCCAUCUGCAAAGGAUACUGGAAGGGACCCAACUUUGGCAUCACCAACUUUGACAAUAUCGGGUUUGCGGUGCUGACAGUUUUCCAGUGCAUCACCAUGGAGGGCUGGUCGGAAAUCCUCUACAGCACCAAUGACGUGGCGGGGAACACCUGGAACUGGCUGUACUUCAUCCCCCUCAUCAUCAUCGGCUCCUUCUUCAUGCUCAACCUGGUGCUCGGUGUCCUGUCUGGAGAGUUUGCCAAAGAGAGGGAGCGUGUGGAGAAGAGGCAGGAGUUCCUGAAGCUCCGCCGGCAGCAGCAGAUCGAGCGAGAGCUCACCGGGUAUUUGGAGUGGAUCUGCAAAGCAGAGGAGGUGUUGCUGGAGGAGGAGGAUGAGAUAGCAGAGGAGAAGUCCCCGCUGGACGGUGCGUGGUACAAGAGGAAGCAAAACCUUCCAGUCCAUAAGCGUGGCAAAGUGAAGAAAGGUAAAAACGACCUGAUAGGAGGCGAGGAGGGGGACGAUCCUUUCGCUGACAUCUCCUCCGUCCCUCCUCCUGGCUCUCCGUUUGGUCGGGCCAGCGUGAAGAGCAGCGGUAAGAUGGACAGCUCCUCGUACUUCCGGCGCAAAGAGAAGAGGAUGCGCUUCUUCAUCCGGCGCAUGGUCAAGGCUCCGAGCUUCUACUGGAUCGUUCUGUGUCUGGUGGGCCUGAACACUCUGUGCGUGGCCAUCGUCCACUACGACCAGCCCGACUGGCUCACCAGGACCCUCUACACAGCAGAGUUUGUGUUCCUGGGUUUGUUUCUGACUGAGAUGUCCUUGAAGAUGUACGGCCUCGGAGUGAGGAAUUAUUUUCACUCAUCCUUUAACUGCUUUGAUUUUGGGGUGAUUGUGGGAAGUAUUUGCGAGGUGAUCUGGGACAUGAUUAAACCCGGAGCAUCGUUCGGUAUCAGCGUGUUGAGAGCGCUGCGACUGCUCAGGAUAUUCAAAGUCACCAAAUACUGGAACUCGCUGAGGAACCUCGUGGUCUCCCUCCUCAACUCCAUGAAGUCUAUCAUCAGCUUGCUCUUCCUCCUCUUCCUCUUCAUCGUGGUCUUUGCUCUGCUCGGCAUGCAGCUCUUCGGAGGAAUGUUUAACUUUGAAGAAGAGACCCCAACCACCAACUUUGAUACGUUUGCAGCAGCCAUCCUCACUGUGUUCCAGAUUCUGACGGGCGAGGACUGGAACGCUGUGAUGUACCACGGCAUCGAAUCACAAGGGGGCGUACAUGGGGGCAUGUUCUCCUCAGUCUACUUCAUCGUCCUCACGCUCUUUGGAAACUACACCCUACUGAAUGUCUUCUUGGCUAUCGCUGUCGAUAACCUCGCAAAUGCACAGGAGCUGACUAAGGAUGAGGAGCAGCAGGAGCAGGCAGCCAAUAAGAAGCUGGCCUUGCAGAAAGCUAUGGAGGUGAAGGAAGUCAGCCCCAUGUCAGCAGCCAACAUCUCAAUCUCUGCUUUUGUAAAGCAAAAUCGAGAUGCAAUCUCUCGCAGGUCGUCCAUCAACAGCAUUCAGUCAGCUAAGGAGCAGCUGCGCUCUGCAAAGUCCAUGUCAGUGUGGGAGCAGAGGACCAACCAGCUGAGGAAACACAACAUGAGGACGAGCAGCGAGGCUCUGUUCAACGAGCUGGAACCUGAGGAGCGCCUGCAGCUGGCCUCCGCCCUCCACCUGCACCCCGACAUGAUGACUCACCUGGACCGGCCGCUCGUGGUGGAGGCCAAGAACGGCGACAAACCCUGCAGGUCUCCAGACGGAGGACGCGAAGAGACGGGGGAAUUCAGGCACGACGGGAUGGGAGAAAACCAAACUCACUCCAGGAGGCACCACCGGCACCGCGAGAGGAACGGGGAGGGCAGGGAUGGAGGGGAAGGCCACGGAGGGAGGCACCACACCCACCACAGCCGGAGCAGAGACCAAAACGGGGACAGAGAGAGGAGAGGGGACAGCAGCCACAGCCACGACGAAGGAGGACAGGGACACCGGCACAACCACCAGGCCGGCUCCCCUGAGGAGGACAACAAAGACUUCAGAGGAGGAGAAGAGAGAGGACACCGCCACCAUCACUCCCAUCGUUCACCCAAAGAGGGGAACGGGGUGAUAGCCAACGGAGCACAGGGAGAGCACAGGGGGAAGGGGGGAGGAGGAGGGGAGAGUAACGGAGAGAGGAGGGGACGCUGCUCUCGGAUGGUCAGAGCGCACUCUACUCUCGAUGGAGACGACUGUAAGAGGAACAAGAAUGGAUUCAAAGGUCACAGGGACAGGCAGCCGGAUGCUGAGGACGACGGCCUGGCCUCCAGUCCUCUGCAGCCCAUGCGCAGUAACCUGAGUCUUGGAGAGAAGCAGGAGGACGCCGACAACCAGAAGAACUCCACCAGGGCCAGCCAGGCCGGCCUCAACAGCAACACCAUCGUCAUCCCCGUCACCAUCACCGCCCCGCCCGGAGAGACCACCAUCAUACCCAUGAACAAUAUCGACUGUGACAACUUCUUAUUCAGCGAUGAGAAGAAAGACCUGGAGGAUGAGGAGGCGGCUAAUGGGCCUCGGCAGAUCCUCCCCUACAGCUCCAUGUUCGUCUUUGGGCAAACUAACCCGGUGCGGCGGCUGUGUCACUACGUGGUCAACCUACGCUACUUUGAAAUGUGCAUCUUGUUGGUCAUCACAAUGAGCAGCAUUGCUCUGGCAGCCGAAGAUCCAGUGCAAGCGAAUGCACCGCGCAACAACGUUCUCAAGUAUCUGGAUUAUGUCUUUACGGGGGUCUUCACUUUUGAGAUGGUGAUAAAGAUGAUUGACUUGGGACUGAUCCUCCACCCUGGCGCUUAUUUCCGUGACCUGUGGAACAUUCUGGACUUCAUCGUGGUCAGCGGAGCUCUGGUGGCCUUUGCCUGCUCAGGGACGAAAGGCAAGGACAUAAACACCAUCAAGUCCCUGAGGGUCCUCCGAGUCCUGCGGCCACUCAAGACCAUUAAACGUCUCCCCAAGCUGAAGGCGGUGUUCGACUGUGUCGUGAACUCUCUGAAGAACGUUCUUAACAUCCUCAUCGUCUACAUGCUCUUCAUGUUCAUCUUCGCUGUCAUCGCCGUGCAGCUCUUUAAGGGGAAGUUCUUCUACUGCACCGACGAGUCCAAGGGUCUGGAGAAAGACUGCAGGGGUCAGUUUCUGGACUUCAACCGUGAUGGUGUGGAAGCUCAGCCCAGAGUGUGGAAGAAGUACGAGUUUCACUACGAUAACGUUCUCUGGGCCUUCCUGACGCUCUUCACCGUGUCUACGGGAGAGGGCUGGCCACUGGUCCUGAAGCACUCUGUGGACGCCACCUACGAGGACAAGGGCCCCAGCCCUGGCUUCCGCAUGGAGACAUCCAUCUUCUAUGUGGUCUACUUCGUGGUGUUCCCCUUCUUCUUCGUCAACAUAUUUGUGGCUUUGAUCAUCAUCACUUUCCAGGAGCAGGGAGACAAGGCCAUGUCGGAGUGCAGCCUGGAGAAGAACGAGAGGGCUUGUAUCGACUUUGCCAUCAACGCCAAGCCGCUAACCAGAUACAUGCCGGCGAACAAGCAGUCCUUCCAGUACAAGAUGUGGAAGUUUGUGGUGUCGUCCCCGUUCGAGUACGCCAUCAUGUCUUUGAUCGCCUUGAACACAGUCGUGCUGAUGAUGAAGUGCGACCCCGCUCCAGACCUGUACAAGUCCAUGCUGAAAUACUUAAACAUCCUCUUCACAGCCCUCUUCACACUGGAGUGCUUCCUCAAGAUUAUUGCCUUCGGCCCGCUGAACUACCUGAAAGCAGCGUGGAACGUGUUUGACUUUGUGACCGUGCUGGGGAGUAUCACAGACAUCUUGGUGACAGAGAUUAAGACGGAUAAGGUGCUCAACCUGAGUUUCCUGAGGCUCUUCAGAGCUGCGCGCCUCAUCAAGUUGCUGCGGCAGGGAUACACCAUCCGCAUCCUGCUGUGGACCUUCGUUCAGUCCUUCAAGGCUCUGCCGUAUGUCUGCCUGCUCAUUGCCAUGCUGUUCUUCAUCUACGCCAUCAUUGGAAUGCAGGUGUUUGGAAACAUUAAACUGAUUGAAGAGAACGCAAUAAAUCACCACAACAACUUCCAGACCUUUUUCCAGGCAUUGACUCUUCUCUUCAGGAGUGCGACGGGCGAGGCGUGGCAUGAGAUCAUGUUGGCGUGUCUCAGUAACCGGCCGUGUGAUAGUCUCACAGGAACUUUGGGGAAUGAGUGUGGAAGUGACUUUGCCUACUUCUACUUUGUCUCCUUCAUCUUCCUCUGCUCCUUCCUGAUGCUGAACCUGUUUGUCGCUGUCAUCAUGGACAACUUUGAGUAUCUGACCAGGGACGCCUCCAUCCUUGGGCCUCAUCACCUCGAUGAAUUCAUCCGCGUGUGGGCGGAGUACGACCCUGCUGCCUGCGGGAGGAUAUGCUAUCAGGAUAUGUACAAAUUGUUGCGUUUUAUCUCCCCUCCCCUGGGCCUGGGGAAGAAGUGCCCUAACAGAGUGGCUUAUAAGCGAUUGGUGAGGAUGAACAUGCCCAUUGCGGAGGACAAGACGGUGCACUUCACCUCCACGCUGAUGGCCUUGAUCCGCACGGCGCUGGAGAUCAAACUGGCAUCUGGGGUCCUGGCGCAGCACCUGUGCGACGCUGACCUGAAGCGGGAGAUCGCCCGCGUGUGGCCCAGCCUGUCGCAGAAGACCGUCGACCUGCUGGUGACCCCACCCAAAUACAACGAGCUGACGGUGGGGAAGGUCUACGCAGCUCUGAUGAUCUUUGACUACUACAAGCAGACCUGUGCCAAGAGACUCCAGCAGCAGAACAACACAGGCUUACCUCAGAGUAAACUGUUCCGUCCGGUGCUGACCCUCACUCAGAUAAAGGAAGUAGAACCAACGUUCCCCUUCCCCAAACAGCCCAGCCCCCCCCAGCCUGAGCCAGAAACCAAGCUAGUGGCACUGCCCAGUACAAGCAUCCCCUCCAUCAGCAGGGACACAGCGCUAAACCAGACGAGGGUCAUAAAACAUUCCCAGUCCGGAGACGUUUCUCAGAUGGCACAACAGAGACCCAAAGUCCGGAGGAAACUACAGAGAGGCCAGUCAGAGGAUGUGCCCUACACCACCAGACCUCAGGAAUUUGUUGAGCUGACGAAGGUGGAGGACAUUUCAGACUCAGAGGCAUAUCCGAGCCUGGAGGGCCACUGCAGAGCGGCUUCUCUGCCCAGACUCAACGCUGAGUACUACCGGAGCCACCCUCGCCACGCCCCUGGGACCCACCUGGCACCGAUUGUGGACCUGAGUCCCAUCAAGCGCUCGGCCUCCUCGCUGAUGCCGCAGCACUACCAGGAGGUCGGGCUGAGGGAGUAUGACCUGGAACGGCCCGGUUUGGCUCAGUCCCCGACGGGCCCAGGUCAGAUCCAGGACCAGGACAGAGCCCACCACCAUCACCACCACCACCGCUGCCAUAGACGCAGGGAGAAAGAUAAAGACAAGAAGCAAAAGUCUCUGGAUAGAGCUGGAUCAGUGCAGCCAUCCAGCACAGUUGAUUCGUUCACCGACCCUUCAGCGGAGGGUUUGUCCAGAGAGCGAGCGAGGGAGCGUGACCGCAGCCGGCCUCAUGAGAGGAGGCAUCACUCCUCAGCAGGAGAGAAGCAGCGCUACUACUCCUGUGAGCGUUACGGCAGCAGAGAGCAGUGUCACACCAAAUCAGCCGGUCCCAGCAGAUCCACGUCCCCCGGAGAGGGGCAGGACGCUGCUCUGCUCAGACAGCAUGGUAGCAGUGUGGUGAAAGCUGUGCCGCUGCCCUCGGGAUCGAGCACUCCGGGCCGCGGUCGCAGGCAGCUCCCUCAGACCCCCCUCACCCCUCGUCCUGCCGUGGCUUACAAGACCGCCAACUCCUCGCCUCUCCAGCCCAGUGCCAGCGCCGCCACCACGGGGCCCCAGACUCGCUUCAGCCGCGGCCUUUCAGAGCACGAUCGGUUAAACUGGGGCCACGACGAGUCCCCGAUCCCCGUCACACGCAUCGGUUCGGACUCUAAUCUAAACCGCCAGUCGCAGCUCUCCCCUCAACAGGCGUCCCAUGGAGAGGACUUCCAUGACUCUGUGAGUAGCCACGGAGGGGGACGCUUUGCCCGAAACGCAGCCUCCACCUCCACCUCCACCACAGCCUCGGCUUCACAAGGAACUGCUGCUGCGUCCGUCACAGCGGCAAACACGCAAGGUCGCUCGGGGGUGCCCAACGGGUUCCACUUCACCCUCGGGGGCAACUCUGCGUCUGCUACUGGGAGCCGAGGGAGUCUCAGGGAGAGGGAGGACGAGGACUGGUGCUAACGUGGUGGAAACGUAUCAGUGUUGUACAGCGCUCUAGCUAAGGUCCAAUGAGCUGACAGGAAGCCGGCGGAUUUAUCCAAAAGGAAACUCUUUGAGGAAAAAGCCAGUGGAAAGUGCUGUAAAAGGGGAUCAGAAACCAUUCCAGCUUUAUAGUGUUACUCUCCUUUUUUAUACAACAAACUUUUAAGGAUAUAAAGACACUGAUGACUUUUUCUACCCCCUUUACUUGCACUGAAACUAUAGCACCUGUGAAGACCCUUAAGUAUUUUGCCUUGGCCAGUAAAAUCAGUGAUGGAGCAGAAGACAAAACGCCAUCCUCAUUCUUUGAGCGGAAGUGAUCUGAAUGCCUCAAAGCUGGUAUCAACAUGGCUGCUCACAACACUGUUUUAUUUUUGUAUGUUUAAUGUUGUUCAUGGUUGCUAUGUCGGUGAGAGAGGAGUUACAACUUGAUCAUAUUGAUGCUUCCACCAAAUUAUCUUUUUUUCAUCAGCCUUUACUUGGGGUUAUCACCACAUUUUGUCCAGAUGGAACCAAUUUAUGUCAAUCUUAAACUUCUGCCAUGAAACCUAAGGGACACACCGAAAAAUGUGACAAAAAAUGUAACAUUGUGAGAGGUUGGAUUUAGAAUUAGAGCCCAGUUUUCAUAAUCAGUUUUUGUAAAUUGUACCAGAUGUACAUUUUUUGAGUGCGCAUAGGGAAUAGAUAACUCUUUUCUGAUGUUAUGUGGCUGAUUACUAAGUGCCUCGUUUUCCAAGAUGUAUUAAGAUGCAGCCUGAUCAGAUGGACUUGAAUAUACAGUAGAGGAUGUGAGUGUGUACAAGGCUGAGGAAAGUGUAGAGAACAAAGUUUUAAUCUGGUAUAGUGGACCGAAUGCAAAAAAAUAUCAAUUAUGUUUUGUACUGAAUCUUGUGGUAAGUAUGUCUGAUUUACAGAUCCAAAGUAAGCGAUGUAAUGCAUGCCAGGGUCUUGAACUUGUCAAAAAUAGUGUCUGUACUUUUUGCUUAAGGGUGUGUGGUAAGCAUUUGCCUUUCUCUUUCAAAUAUACUGCCAGCCAGUUGGUAGAAAUGGUCUCUGAAUGCAGAAAAGUGCCAUUUUUUAUUUAUUUCUGAUCAACAAAUCUCAACACUUGCCUCCUCAAGCAUACAUUGUUUCUGCCAUAUUUCCCCAAAUGUCCAGGUUUACACUUAUCUCUCCCCCCCCCCUGAGUGCAGUAUUGUGUGAGGGUUUUAGGAGAGGUUACCUGUCUGUGUAUCCACAGGUACAAUAAAGAGUUGUGUUGUUGCCGCUGACUGUUGACUUGAAAUAGGGCUAUGCAACAAGACGACACUUCAUCUGCCCUGUAGCUUUACCGUCUCGAAUCUCCAGGUUCAGGCUUUAGUGUGACUGCGACCAAAUUUUACAUUUAUGUAUGAAGAGUUGUAAAUUGUAUAUGUAUUAUAUGAUGUACAGUUAACUGACAAACACACACUGAGGCACAAAUGGCAUCAAAGCUGAUAUAUGUGAAUCACAGGGCAUUUAGAGGUUGGCAAGUUGACUGCAUGAAGCCUACCCAGAUAGAAACACCCAGAAUAUAAAACUGUUGGAUCAAGUUGUGUUUUUUAAUUAUUUUGAACAGUUUUAAACUUGCUUGAAAACCAGAUACAUAUUGAUUGAUACAAUGGUUUAGUGUGAGGUAUUCUGUCAAUAACAGAUGGCCUUUAUUUAGCUUUUCCCCACUUUUCUGCAACAUGUUGGCUCCACUCUUUCCCACUUUCCUUUGGGCAUGACUUAUUGUCAACUAAUCCAAUGAAAGACCAAUACCAACAAUAGUGUGUUUA